UUUUACUGACACCUUAGACCGUUGGUUUAUUCACAACAAUGUGGGUUACAAUUGCCUCUCAACCUUUCAUCCCAACCCCAAUUCCACCUACACCCUUCCUCUCCUUCCCGAAACUUCCACAACCACCAACAAAGUCCGUCCAAUUACGGCGGAGAAACCGAUACCCGGCAGUCGUCGCCGCCACCGUUUCUCCCCAUGACAUUGGUGGGCUGGGCCAAGCGGUGUUCAGUACCCUCGAAUCCGGCCCAUCAGCGGGUUCGAAUCCAAGCAAGAAGGUCCAACAAGAAGAAAAGUCGGGUAAAGAGAUAAGCGGGUCGGAUAUACUGAGGGCUUUGCAGAAAGCAAGCGCUAAAAAGGCCAGCACGAAGAAGCAACAGCAGAAGAAGAAAGGGUCAAUUGAAUUGAAGAGGGAGAAAAAUGGGAAGAAGGUGGUUGAUUAUGAUAAGGUCCGACCCAUAACUGUAAAGAGUGAUUGGGCUACCCGAUUGGAUGAUCUUGAGAAACGUCUUCAAGAAUUCUCUGCUCUCUGAAGUCUGAACAGCUGCAAACAGCAGAUAUGAGUUCCGCUUCGGUGGUAGGAUAGACAGCAUCAGCUGCACGACAGAUGCUUCUGUCCGGGAAGGACCCCUGAGAGUUGGUGACGAUGCAGUUGGAGUUGCCGGAAGAGCAUUUGAUUGGUUCCUCCGGAGCAACACAAUCACAGGUAACAGUAUUACACCAUUGAAGUAAACAGUAGCUAAUAAUCAGAAGAAGAAGAAAACAACAUUUAGACAUACACAACGCCAUUUACGUAAUUAAUUAGAUACUUUGUUCCAACCUAGUAGUAAGUAACUACGGAGUAUAAAUAUACAUUGUUAGGUGUAUUAGUUAUGAUAAAUUGUAGAAGUCCUUGUUUAUAUAUGGAUGCCUUGGGGGGGUGGUUAAGAUCCUGAUGUUUGUAUUUUGUAUUUUUGUUAAAUUAUGAGAGGGCGAGAAAGCGAACUAUUUCUUUAAUUAAGAUUACUUGCUGAAAAUGGCUCAUUAUCAUAUUCUAGGUCAAUUUACUUGAUGAUAUUCUACAAGUUUUACAGAA
This is a messenger RNA of Spinacia oleracea (spinach), 1072 nucleotides long. RefSeq lists its product as uncharacterized. The transcript is spliced from 2 exons. The coding region runs from base 39 to 530 and encodes 163 amino acids. NCBI's taxonomy places the organism in Eukaryota, Viridiplantae, Streptophyta, Magnoliopsida, Caryophyllales, Amaranthaceae. The record is from RefSeq and is a predicted model, not a curated record.